AUGGGCUCUAUCCAGGAGAGCGGAUUACUCCGCUACCAAUCCCAAGACAAUACGUCUCCAGCUCUUCCAGACCUAGAUUCUUACAAGCCUUCUGGCUUUAAGAUCGAAAGUCGAGCGCUUGAUGACUCCCCGACGCCAAGGGUUUCGGUUAUUGGAGCUGGUCUCAGUGGCAUCAAUGCGGCAAUCCUAUUGCCGGUGAAAGUUCCGGGCAUAGAUCUGACCAUCUUCGAGAAGAACGCUGAUGUGGGUGGAACAUGGCUAGAAAACACUUAUCCAGGUGUCAGAUGUGACAUUCCAGCCAAUGUUUACCAAUCAACAUAUACGCCAAACCGAAAAUGGAGCCAAGAGUACGCUGAAGGCGAAGAGAUCCGAGAAUACUGGCAAGCAACCGCGCGAAAAUACAACGUUUACAAGUACCUAAAGCUUCGCCACAAGGUCCAUCAGGCGGAAUGGGACAGCACAGACUCUCAGUGGAAGCUCCUUGUCGAAGAUCUGGAGUCAGGAACUACUCGAGAAGAGAGAUUUGAUUUCUUGAUCGCCGCCAUCGGGAUUUUCAAUGCUUGGAAGCUUCCCGACUAUCCGGGGCGCGACGAAUACGAAGGCCAUAUUCGUCACACUUCCAACUGGGACAGUACGUUGGACGCUUCAGGUAAAACCAUUGCCGUCAUCGGCAACGGCGCAAGCGGUAUACAAGUGCUCCCGCAACUCCAGAAGGUCGCCAGACGUAUCGACCACUAUGCAAGAAACCCAACCUGGGUCCUUGGCUCUUUUGGCAUCGAGGAGCGCUCGAACGACCCUGUCUACUUCACCGAGGAACAGCUGAAAUCCUUCGAAGACGACGCAACCUAUUACAAGUUCCGCACAGAACUAGAAAGCGGCUUUUACAGAAGCUUCUUCCGUGUGUUUGGGAAUACCAAUGCGCACCAGAAAGCUAAAAAGGACAUCACGGAACGGAUGGCCAAGUUGUUAGAGAGCCGUCCCGAGCUGCUCAAGAAGGUAACACCUGACUUCCCACCCUUCUGCCGUCGACCAACUCCUGGCCCGGGAUACCUGGAGGCACUCACCCAGGACAACGUUGAGUACAUCUCAACUCCCAUCCAGAGAUUCACCAAGACCGGCAUCGUGACCACUGACGGGGUGUCGCGCGAUGUCGACGCCAUCAUUUGCGCGACAGGGGCCAACACGGAUUUCGCACCUGCGUUCCCCAUCAUCGCGAACGGAAUCGAUCUCAACAAAGCCUGGAAGCCCAGCGGCUCAUACAAGUCCCCGUCCAGCUACUUUGGCCUCGCGGCGCCUUACUUUCCCAACUUGUUCUUCACCCUGGGGCCAAACAGUUUCGGCCUCUCUGGCACGCUGAACCACAGCGUCGAGACAGCCGUCACUUACAUAGCAAAGGUGCUGCGCAAGAUGACGUCUCAAGGAAUCAAGACGAUUGUGCCCUCCAAGGCCGCGACUGAUGAUUUCAUGGAGUAUGUUGAUUCUUUCUUCGCGACCACGGUCCUCUCCGAGAACUGCAAGUCGUGGUACAUUGGCGGCAUCCCCGGGCAGCGAAUCCACGGGCCAUGGCCCGGCAGUUCCCAUCACGUCACCCAAGUUCGACUCGAUCCGAGAUGGGAGGACUACGAAUACACGUACAAGUCUCGGCAGAGAAACAGGUACGCCUACUUCGGCGGUGGUUUUACCAAAAACGACUUGGACAAGGAAUCGGAUAUGACGCCUUAUCUUAGGCAGAAUCCUGACGAUAUUGAUCUUCGGGAAUACCACGAGAAGUGGUACGAAUAUGCUUAUAAGCCUCGCGAAGCCGUGGUGGAGCAAUCGAGUGAGAAGAUGAAAUUGAAGAUAUAA
Exophiala spinifera is the source of this 1845-nucleotide messenger RNA. RefSeq lists its product as uncharacterized. Gene Ontology annotation, molecular function: N,N-dimethylaniline monooxygenase activity; flavin adenine dinucleotide binding; NADP binding. Lineage: Eukaryota; Fungi; Ascomycota; Eurotiomycetes; Chaetothyriales; Herpotrichiellaceae. The transcript is spliced from 7 exons. The record is from RefSeq and is a predicted model, not a curated record. The coding region runs from base 1 to 1845 and encodes 614 amino acids.